Molecule: messenger RNA, 6257 nt
Organism: Topomyia yanbarensis
Lineage: Eukaryota; Metazoa; Arthropoda; Insecta; Diptera; Culicidae
Exons: 3
Coding region: 290-4822 (1510 amino acids)
Molecular function (GO): protein binding
Source: RefSeq, a predicted model, not a curated record
CUUCAUUUGGUGGUUGGUUGUGCCGGCAGCUAAAGUAGUGUGAUUUUGUUCUUCGCAUAUAUUUUGUCUAUAGAUGAUGUGACUUGGUUCUAUAUGCAUUUACUAAGCAAUGUAAACAAGGAAUGGACAGCAGAUUCGGGCGUAGAACGUUGCAUGAUGAUACAAUCAACAGAAAUAAGUGAUAGUUCAGCAAGACUGUUUACAAGACUCAAUAAACUGGCGGAAGCGACAUAACUGAUCCCAUUUACUUUGGAGGACACUCAACAUGGAAUAAUGCAAUAAUGAAAUAAUGAGCGAGUCAGGAUCAGUAUUGGACAUACAACGUAUCAUUUCGGCAUGUAAAAGAAAUGAUCUAAAGUUUCUGCAAAAUCUGAAACGAUCCGAAACAUUGCAGCACUUUGAGUCAACCGAGCUUGACGAGGAGAGUCACAAUGCGUUUUACUAUGCCGUACGUUCUGGAAAUGUUGAGCUCGUCAAAACACUGAUUGACAAGUUGCCGAGUCAUGAUAUUAGCAAUCCACUUUCCGAUGCGUAUGAAGAAUUAAAAUUAAAGAACAUAUCGCUCGACGAAAAAGUUGAGGAAUUUGUGGAGGAAAAACUUAUUCACCUACGUUUCUAUUCUGAAAAAGUUGCCAACGAUUUCGAUAACGAUGAUAUUAAUGACCGAAUCGACAUGGUUAUCGAAGACUUGGAUCGCUUAAACCAGGAAUACUCUCCGGAGAACGUGGAAGUUGACGACAAAUUUCUGUUCCUGUGCCGAAUUAUGGCACAAAAUCUCCAUGUUUUGAAAGGGCGGCUGAAAUCAACGUACAACGUGCUGCCUUGGGAAGAGAUGGAAUUUUGUUUGUGCGCUUUUGUGUUGUCUUAUACCAAACAACAAGAAAUCAACUUUUUCUACAAUGUGGUCCUGGACAAGACAAGAUUAUUAAAAUAUAUGAAAAUUUUCCAACGGGUCACAGAAAGCCUGAGACCGCUCACAGGUCCUGCUAAAUGCAUAAGUAAAACUGGUCGAAAACGCGUUGAAAACAUCAAAGAUAUCCUAGAUAGAAAUCAGGACUUCGAAGGGCUGUAUUCUGAUUACGGUCAAAUCAAAGAUAUUUACGUAUUAGAACGAAUCAAGUACUAUGUAGAACUAGCUCUAACCGAUGUCGAGGAUGAUAACUUGCACUGUCUUGCAGCCGAAAGAGCUCUACAGGUCAUGGGCGAAUAUUUGAAAAAUACUCCGCUAUCUCCACAUCUAUCGGAGAUAGUAAGUGACAUCCUGCUUUCUAGUUUCCAUAGAAAUCAGAGGAAAGCUUUGAUCGAAUUGCGUGAUCAUUUGUCACACGCAAUCGUAGAUAAUAAUUACGUAUACGAAAAACGCGAGGAAGCUCGUCGGAUGAAACCUGAUUUGACAGAGGGAUUAAAACAACUAGCCAAUGUCAUCCAAGAUGUCAUGCUCGAUAGAAAACAACAAAUGUUAAUUAUGGCACAUAAACAACUAACCAAUAGUGAGCAGUCUGCGUCAGCGCAAGCCAAAUUUGUUCGAAUAUUAAAUAACGUAGAUAUAGAGAAUAUUGAUUUGCAACGGCAUAGCUCAAAAAUAGAUAUACUAACCGAAGACUUUCUAUAUAGCGUACGUAUGUACGUGCCAGAUUUAACGCAUUACCAGGAAGGUUUAGUGGUCAAGAUACAAGAAACUCUUGAAUUGGCCAGAAAUAGUAUGUCUGAUACUCCCACAAGAUACGUUUCGUCAUUGAAGUGUUUGAUAGAACAUUUGAAUUCAGUUCCAGUUUUAUUUGUGGACGAUUUGUUAACAAUAAUCGAGACACAUACCAAAUUAUUUGAAUCAGGUGAUUUGUUUGUCAAUAUACACAAACUGUUCCGCAGUAUUGAAGCGAAACUUUCACGAAAUGAAAUAUUUGGAUUUUAUGAUAAACUUUUUAAUAUUGCAAAACUAAAAAAUAAUAAAAUUGACUGUAUCGAGAAGUAUAGAUAUGCACUCAAACCAAAAACAAAUCACACGUGCGUCGACGAUACCAUCAAUUCUCUUUUCGAUCAGAUCGUGGAGACCGCAAGCUUUGAUAAUAAAGAGAAAAUACAAUUCACGAAACAUAUGGAAAGUUUAAAGUGUGAUCGCGAGAAACGAACUGAUAAUCGUUCAACGUAUGGAGAGUUUCUGAAAAAAGCGCAGAAAUAUCUCGACUUAGCAGAUUUGAAAUCAUUCUAUGAAAGUGUGAUAAAAUUGUUUUCGAAAAUGAGGAGACCCAUACUGAAAAAGAUCGAAACGGCUGUGGGUGAUAUUAGGAAAGAAAAAGAAUUGAAGUACACACAACAUUUCCAUGAGCGAUUAGAAAUGUUGCAAAAUUUAGUUUCAGCAAACUGUAUCUAUACAGUAAAAAUAAGGAAUGCUGCUCUUGAAAUUUUAUUGCUGGAUAUUUUUGCAUAUUUGGAGGAAAAAUUAUCUCUUUUAGACGCCGGUACACGAAGUACCGCAUCAUACUUAGACAAGAACAUUCCAAUCCUGACUGGAAAGCAGAUGCGCAAUUUUUUGGCACACGGUAAUGCCUUACCGUGCAUUUUACCAUCCAACCCAUCAAUAGCAGUUGUUUGUAAUAUUCAAGAGAUAUUUAAAAAUAAAAGCAGCUUACUGGGAAGUUGUGAUUGCAAGAAAAUUGCUCAACCAAAUUCCUCGUUCCAAGAAUGGAAGCAGAGUGUUCGCGACAAAAUUGAGUUAAUAACCAUUCAACAGAAGAUGUUUGCUGCUGCAGAGGCAAACAUUCUUGAAAAUGUACUUAAAUAUAUACAAAUCGGAGCAGAUAAAAACGCAAAAGAUUUUAAUCACUGCAACAUUCUUCACUAUGCAGCCAGAGGUGAUAGUAUAAACAUAUUUGAAUAUUAUCAUGAUAAUGAUUUGAUGAAGUCCGAAAAUCAUGAAGGUAAGCUGCCAAUACACAUUGCGGCUGAAUGUGGGAGUUUGAAAGUUAUAGAGUUUUUGAUAUGCGAAACUACAUUACAAAAAUAUAAUUUAAUCGAUGUAACACACAAAAAUGGUUGGACACCAUUGCACUUUGCUGCACGAGCGGGUCACAUCGAAAUAGUUAACGCUUUGCUGACUAAAGGUGCAAACGUUGAUGCUACGAGAAAUGACAGUUGGACACCAUUGCACUUUGCAGUGCUAAACGGUCACACAGAAGUGGUUAAAACUUUGCUGACUAGAGGUGUCCCAAUCGAUGUUACAACUAAUGGAGGUUUUACAUCAUUGCACGUUGCAGCACAAAAUGGCCUCACCGAAGUGGUUAACACUUUACUGACUAAAGGUGCUAAAGUCGAUGCAACGCAAAUUGAUGGCUGGACACCACUACAUGUGGCAGCGCUAAAUGGUCACACCGAAGUGGUAUACACUUUGCUGACAAAUUGUGCCUCUGUCGAUGCUGUCACCAAUGAGGGACUUUCGUCAUUGCACGUUGCAGCACAAAGUGGCCACAUCCAAGUGGUUAACAGUUUACUGUCUAAAGGUGCCUCCAUCGAAGCAGCAACGACUAAUAAGGGUUAUACGCCAUUGCAUUUUGCAGCACAAAAUGGCCACACCGAAGUAGUUAACAUUUUAUUGACUAAAGGUGCCAAAGUCGAUGUCACGCUAAUUAACAGUUGGACACCACUACACGUGGCAGCGCUAAAUGGUCACACCGAAGUGGUUUGCGCUUUGCUGACAAAUUGUGCCUCCGUCGAUGUUGUCACAAAUGAGGGUAUUUCGCCAUUGCACGUUUCAGCACAAUAUGGCCACAUCAAAGUGGUUAACAUUUUACUGAAUAAAGGGGCCUCCAUCGAUGCAACAACUAAAAAAAAAUAUUCGCCAUUGCAUUUCGCAGCACAAAAUGGUCACAUCGAUGUGGUUAACGCAUUACUGACUAAAAGUGCUAAAGUUGAUGCAACGGAAAUUGACAGUUGGACACCAUUGCACUUAGCAGCACAAAAUGGUCACAUCGAAGUGGUUAACGCUUUACUGACUAAAUGUGCUAAGGUCGAUGCAACGGAAAUUGACAAUUGGACACCGUUGCACUUAGCCGCACAAAAUGGUCACAUUGAAGUGGUUAACGCUUUACUGACUAAAUGUGACUCCAUCGAUGCAGCAACUAAAAAGGGUUCUACGCCAUUGCACUUUGCAGCACAAAAUGGACACACCGAAGUGGUUAACGCUUUACUGACUAAAUGUGCCUCCAUCGAUGCUACAACGAAUAAGUAUUUUACGCCAUUGCACCUUGCAGCACUAAACGGGCACAUCGAAGUGGUUAACGAUUUACUGACUAAAGAUGCCAAUGUUGAAGCUAAGGGAUAUGGCAGUUUGACACCGUUGCACACUGCAGCACAACGUGGUCACACCGAAGUGGUACACAUUUUACUGACUAAAAGUGCCGCCAUCGAUGCUACAACCGUUAUAGGUUUUUCAGCAUUACAUUUUGCAGCUGAAAACGGUCAUAUCGAAGUGGUUAAUACUUUACUGGCUAAAGGUGCUGAAGUCAACGCUACAGAACUUCACAGUUGGACACCAUUGCACUUUGCAGCACAACAUGGUCACAUCGAAGUGGUUAACACUUUACUGAUUAAAGGUGCUAAAGUCGAUGCAACGGAAAUUUGCAGUAGAACAGCAUUGCACUUUGCAGCACAAAAUGGGCAUUCCGAAGUUGUUAAAUCUUUGCUAGAUAAAGGUGCCUCCAUCGAGGCUCCAGAUAAUAAGGAUUUUACGCCAUUGCACUUUGCAACACAAAAUGGGCACACCGAAGUGGUUAACAUUUUACUGACUAAUGGUGCUAUUGUUGAUGCUACGGAAAAUGUCAGGUAAUGGUGUCCACAACUCCACACGCUCGUUUAAGAUAACUCAGUGAAUGAAAACCCUAAUUACUCAGAUCCAGACUCAAUCAGAAUAAUCGUGUAGCACCUGUACAAUGUCGAGUUCGAGCGAAGACUACAUAUUAAGAAGACUGAUAUCUCUUUCCUUCCCCCGUACAAACGAGAAGUGACACAGGUUACAGCGCCUCUAUUGGAGGAAGGUAGGAAGCUUAAAUCUAAAGAUGUAUAUGUGUGUGUGCAUCACUACGGGAAGUACCAACUUUACCCGCAAGUGGCGUUGCUGUUACUGUCUCCAGAUUCUGGACAGAGCUGCUAUAGUCUUCUUGAUAUACAGUCUUCGGUUCGAGUGACACUAUUGGUAACAUUUGACGAAUGUCAAUGCUUAUUGCUUUCUGCAUAUUACUCAUUUUACGAGUUGUUCCACUCUUAACUCUCAAAAAAGCAAGUCUAAAUUGUGACUUAAAGAAGCAUUGCUCCUAAGACCCAAUGAAAUCAAAAACCUAUUUUUUUUUCGUUUUACCAGUUAGAAAAUCGAAACUCCGAAAACGCUCGAUAAUUUGUAUUUCUAAUUACAAGUUCAUUGAAACUAGCGAACUGUAGCUAGCCGGGCCUCUGAGGCCCCUAGCCUUUUUGAGGCUUAACCGAAUCGAGUACGUAUUUACUCAAAUUUAACUUCUGCAUAGCCUCUUUUUUAUUCAGUUCUAGUUACGAGACUUUAAAUUUUUUCAUUCGUCAAGUAGCGCAGUUUCAUUCAAAGUAGAAUAACGUAUAGAAUGAGUCAAUUUCCGGGUGAAUGUCGGAUUGGCAUUUUUGCAUAAAUCGUUUAUUUGACACGGCAUUUGCAAAAGCAUUUUGAUUUUUUACGAAAUGACACACUUUUCGAUAGCAGAACGCUGAAAAUGCCAUAAAUAUGGACACAAAAUUGCCUAUGGGACCAUCCAUAAAUGGCGUAGCAUUUUUUGAGUGAUUUUAACACCCCCCUCCCCCAUCGUAGCAUUUCAUCACAAACCUCUAAAUACCCCCUGUUAAUUACGUAGCUUGACGGUAACUCUCCCCCCUUGUCCUCGUAAUUUUUUUUUCAAAUAAAAAACGAUGUUAGUUGUUCCCCUUUACAAAAGCUACGUAGCAUAACAUGACCCCCUACUCCCCUGUCGUCACACAUCAUCACAACAUACAAAACUCCCCCUCCCCCAUAUAAUGCUACGUCAUUUAAGGAUGGUCCCUGUUUAAAAAAAAAAUGCAAUAAAAAAUGCUACGUGCGGCCCCAGGAAAAAUUAAUUUUUGAAUACGCUGUGAAAAUUUCAGAAUGAUCUAGUCAUUUGUUCGAGUCACAUUUCCGACCUGCUAAAAAAAAUGGGUUUCGAGAAAAACGCGGUUAAAGUUAUCGGUACACCAUAAUUUGCAUGGAUUUAUUCCAGUGGCGUAGC